CGGGACCUUACUUUAGUAAAGCAUCAUUAUGUAUUACGACUACUCAAAAAACAAAGAAGAAAAUCCAGAUCCGACGAAGGCGGAUCUCAAAGGUAACAUCCCCAACUGGCUACAAGGAACGCUACUGCGCAAUGGACCAGGGAUGUUUUCGCUUGGAGAAACCUCUUAUAACCACUGGUUUGACGGGAUGGCCCUGAUGCACAGCUUCACCUUCAAAGAUGGAGAAAUGAUUUACCAAAGCAAAUAUUUACGAGGGGACACAUACAAGGACAACAUUGCAGCCAAAAGAAUAGUUGUCUCUGAAAUGGGAACUAUGGCCUAUCCAGAUCCAAGCAAAAACUUUAUUUCAAGAGCUAUCACUUUUCUCAAUCACACUGUCCCGGAUUUCACUGACAACUGUGGAAACAAUUUUCUAAGAUAUGGGAAGGAUUAUUAUGCUACUUCUGAAACAAACUACAUCCGCAAGAUCGACCCUGUGACAUUAGAGACUCAAGACAAGGUGGAUUACUUGAAGUUCCUAGCUGUGAAUCUGGUGACAUCUCACCCACAUUAUGAUAAAGAGGGAAACACCUACAACAUGGGGACAACUAUAGCUGACAAGGGCAAAACAAGAUACACAAUAUUCAAGGUUCCAGCCAGCUGUGAGAAAGAUGCCGCCAAGGAAACACCUGCUCUGAAGAACGUGGAGGUGCUGAGCACCAUUCCUUGCCGUUCUCUCCUCAGCCCAAGCUACUACCACAGCUUCGGCAUGACCGACAAUUACUUCAUCUUUAUUGAACAGCCAUUGAAACUGGAUAUACUCAAGAUGGCCACUGCAUACAUGAGAGGGAUCAACUGGGCCAGCUGCCUGAAAUACUCUCCAGAUGAAAAUACUCUGAUUCACCUGAUAGACAGGAAAACCGGCAAAGAGGUUGGGACAAAGUACUACACAGGUGCCAUGGUGGUCUACCACCACGUGAAUGCCUUUGAAGAGGAUGGUCACGUUGUCUGUGACGUCAUUGCUUAUGAAGAUAACAGUUUAUACGAUAUGUUCUAUUUAAGCAAAAUUAAAGAGGAAUCUGGGUCUGGGUCCUUAAAGAAGCUGCCAUCCUACAGUAGAUUUGCUCUUCCAGUACAGUCUGACAAGGGUGCUGAGGUUGGUGAAGAUUUAGUGACACUCAAGUAUACGACAGCCAGCGCUGUAAAACAGAAAGAAGGCAAGCUUCUCUGCCAACCAGAAGUGGUCUGUCAAGGCGUGGAAGUUCCCAGAUUGAACUAUGACUUCAACGGGAAGAAGCACAGGUUUGCUUACAUGACUUGUGUGGAGACGACUGGAACGGCAACAAAGAUCACGAAGUUUGACGUUGAGACGAAGAACAUGAUAGAGUGGCAUGAGGACAAGUGUUGGCCUUCAGAACCUGUGUUCAUUCCCAGGCCCAAUGGAGAGGCAGAAGAUGACGGUGUUGUCCUAAUAUCAGUCAUCAACUCCAACCCAGGACAGUCUGACUUUCUCCUGGUGCUUGAUGCUAAAUCAUUCAAGGAGAUUGCUCGAGCAUAUGUGAAUGUAGAGCUCCACAUGGAUAUGCACGGAUUUUUCAUCCCCCAAGGAAACUAGUCUUGCUUUUUCAACUCUGUCCGGUUUUCCGCUGGAGAUACUUGAUACAGUAAAUGACUAAGAGAUCAAUAAUUGAAAUUGCACCUUGAACUAGUCUAAACAGUCACUAUAUUUGAGAUAAACAUUAUGGAAGUCUUGACCAGACAUCAACUUUACUUCAAAGCCCCUCUGAUAUGUUUUUCAUAAAAUCUUGUACACAAUACCUUGAUAUUAAAAUAAUCACGUCUAGGCAUAUGGGAUUAAUUUGAUUGUUGAGACCAUAACGAAUGAUCAAUGCAAUUAAAAGAUUGUAAUAC
Molecule: messenger RNA, 1890 nt
Organism: Hypomesus transpacificus
Lineage: Eukaryota; Metazoa; Chordata; Actinopteri; Osmeriformes; Osmeridae
Gene: bco1
Product: beta-carotene oxygenase 1
Exons: 11
Coding region: 29-1594 (521 amino acids)
Biological process (GO): carotene catabolic process; retinal metabolic process
Molecular function (GO): carotenoid dioxygenase activity; beta-carotene 15,15'-dioxygenase activity
Source: RefSeq, a predicted model, not a curated record